This is a messenger RNA of Cucurbita moschata (crookneck pumpkin), 3127 nucleotides long. Its product is annotated as peptidyl serine alpha-galactosyltransferase-like. Bases 255 to 2801 code for a protein of 848 amino acids. The record is from RefSeq and is a predicted model, not a curated record. NCBI's taxonomy places the organism in Eukaryota, Viridiplantae, Streptophyta, Magnoliopsida, Cucurbitales, Cucurbitaceae. Gene Ontology annotation, molecular function: glycosyltransferase activity. The transcript has 9 exons.
AGAAGGAAAAGAUAGAAGAUGAACUCUACGGUAUAUUUUUCUCACACUGAUUACCGCAGAAGAGGAGCAGCGCUUCAUGAAAAUGGAGGAUGGAUUUGGAGAAGCCAUUCCCAACGGCUCCAUGUUCUAAUCGGAGCGAAAACAAAAAAAGAGUAAGAGAAAUGGAGGUUUGACCUGUUGCUGCGAUCCAGGAAAUGCAACCCAGAUCUCUAGAACAAAUACUCAUUUGAAAUCUGGCCUCGAGUUGAGUCAAAAUGAGGGGAUUUUUGGUGUUUGUGGCGGUUUGUUUGAUGGGGUUUGUGGUCGGUGAUGGGCGGAGUAUUAACUCCGACAUGGCGGCGCCAAGGCGGAUUCAUACUCUGUUCUCGGUGGAGUGUCAGAAUUACUUCGAUUGGCAAACUGUUGGGUUGAUGCAUAGCUUCAAGAAGUCGAAGCAACCGGGGCCGAUCACCCGUUUGCUUAGUUGCACCGACGAGGAGAAGAAGAACUAUAGAGGGAUGGAUUUGGCUCCCACUUUUGAGGUUCCAUCCAUGAGUAGGCACCCCAAAACUGGCGACUGGUAUCCUGCAAUAAAUAAGCCUGCAGGGGUUGUCCACUGGCUUAAGCAUAGUAAAGAGGCAGAGAAUGUUGAUUGGGUUGUGAUUCUGGAUGCAGACAUGAUCAUAAGAGGCCCAAUAAUACCUUGGGAACUUGGUGCUGAGAAGAGCAGACCUGUUGCAGCAUAUUAUGGAUACUUGGUUGGAUGUGACAACAUUCUUGCUAAAUUGCACACCAAGCACCCAGAGCUCUGUGACAAAGUUGGUGGCCUGUUAGCCAUGCAUAUAGAUGAUCUUCGAGUAUUUGCACCAAUGUGGCUUUCGAAGACGGAAGAAGUGCGUGAAGAUAGGGAUCACUGGGCAACCAAUAUAACUGGUGAUAUCUAUGGCAAAGGGUGGAUAAGCGAGAUGUAUGGUUACUCGUUCGGAGCUGCGGAAGUCGGUCUCCGGCACAAAAUUAACGACAAUUUGAUGAUAUACCCGGGCUAUAUUCCUCGUCCCGACAUUGAACCUAUACUUCUUCACUAUGGGUUGCCAUUUAGUGUGGGAAAUUGGUCCUUUAGUAAAUUAUAUCACCAUGAAGAUGAUAUUGUCUAUGACUGUAACCGCCUUUUCCCCGAGCCUCCGUAUCCUCGAGAGAUACAACAAAUGGAAUCCGAUUCAAAUAAGAAGCGGGGGCUACUUAUAAACAUAGAGUGUAUCAACCUGUUGAACGAGGGCCUAUUGUUGCAACAUAAACGAAACGGAUGCCCGAAGCCACAGUGGUCAAAAUAUUUAAGUUUUCUAAAGAGUAAAACCUUUGCUGACUUAACUAAACCGAAGUAUCCAACCCCUGCUACUUUAGUAAUGAAGGAAGAUCAUGUUCCGAAACAACCGGUGAAGGAAGAUCGUGUUCAGAAACAACCAGUAAAGGAAGAACUUGUUCAGAAACAACCAGUGCUUGAUGAACUGCAGGAACCAUAUCCAAAAAUCCACACCCUUUUCUCGACCGAGUGCAGCACUUAUUUCGAUUGGCAAACUGUAGGCCUUAUGCAUAGUUUCCGCCUGAGCGGCCAGCCUGGGAACAUUACACGACUUCUCAGCUGUACCGACGAGGAUUUGAAAAAAUACAAAGGUCACAAUUUGGCUCCAACCCAUUAUGUUCCUUCCAUGAGCCGACAUCCUCUGACCGGCGACUGGUAUCCAGCAAUAAAUAAGCCAGCCGCAGUGCUUCAUUGGCUCAAUCAUGUGAACACUGAUGCAGAAUUUAUAGUUAUUCUUGAUGCUGAUAUGAUCAUGAGAGGACCAAUUACGCCGUGGGAAUUCAAAGCAGCUCGUGGACGUCCCGUUUCAACUCCAUACGAUUACCUGAUUGGCUGUGACAAUGUUCUUGCGAAACUCCAUACAAGCCAUCCCGAAGCUUGUGACAAGGUUGGCGGUGUUAUUAUCAUGCACAUAGAUGAUCUCAGGAAAUUUGCCAUGCUAUGGCUCCACAAAACUGAGGAGGUCCGAGCCGAUCGAGCUCAUUAUGCAACAAAUAUCACAGGAGAUAUAUACGAAUCUGGCUGGAUUAGUGAGAUGUAUGGCUACUCGUUCGGUGCUGCCGAGUUGCAAUUACGGCAUAUUCGAAACACGGAGAUACUGAUAUACCCAGGAUAUUAUCCUGAUCCUGGAGUUCAUUACAGAGUUUUUCACUAUGGACUUGAAUUUAAAGUUGGGAAUUGGAGCUUUGGCAAGGCAAAUUGGAGGGACACUGAUUUGGUCAACACAUGCUGGGCCCAAUUUCCAGCUCCACCAGAUGCUUCAACACUUGAUCAAACUGAUAAGAAUGCUUUUGCUAGGGACUUGCUUAGCAUAGAGUGUAUAAGAACACUCAAUGAAGCUCUGUAUCUGCAUCAUAAGAAGAGUAACUGCUCAGAUCCUAGCUCAUUGACCAACUCGAACUCAGAAAAUGAAAGUGAAGCUGGGGUUUCGAGGAAAAUCGGCAAGCUUGAUGAAAGCUAUACUGGAAAAGGCGACCAUUUAUCAACAGAGAGUUCUCAGGAAUCAUCGGAGGAGGUGAAAGAGGAUGCGAUGUUUAGUUCUUUGAGGUUAUGGAUUAUUUCUAUUUGGGUGAUUUCUGGUUUGCUGUUCUUGGUAUUGAUCAUAUCGAAGUUUUCGGGUCGGAAAGUGAAAGUGGUGAGAGGAAAACAUCAGAGGAUCAAAAGGAGAACUGCUUCCUAUUCAGGUUUCGUGGAUCGAAACGGGCAGGAGAAGUAUGUCCGAGAUCUCGAUGCCUCCUUGUAAUAUUUUCCUGCAAAGUGAAUUCAGAAGUUUUGUUGUAGACACAACAGACAAUUGCAAAGCAACCUGUAAAACAACUCCUCGUGCUGAAUGAGCGUGGCGUGCUCUUGAUCCCCGAUGUUCCUCGACGUUCAUCGUCUGUUAGCUUCCACAGAUUUUUCGAAAGUUAAUCAGGAUAAGGACUUCAAAGGGGACUUGAGAUCUGUAUUUUUUUAGCCUUUUCAACAAGAACAAGAAAAGAACCAGGGAAAUGGUUGUCAUGAACACUUCAUUCAACACUUGAGACGAUAAUAAACGAUAAUUUUAGUUAAUAAUAAAUUAUUUUCUCG